GCGUUUUAGGAAACCACAAAAAAGUGAACAGGCAGAGAGAAUCUGUGGUUCAGAUUUUUGAUGUUGGAAGUCAAACAUGAUCUUAUCUAACAUCCUCCAUGAAACCCAUUUUCGCCCACACGUUCAUGGGAAUCUCACUGGCCACCAUAAUUCAGAAUUCGGAGAAAACCAAAAAAUACACAACAUUAGAAUAACUGAAAUGUGUAUAAUUAUAUAUAUGUAUGUUAUGUUUAUGCCAAAAGCAACUAGUGUUUCUUAGAUUUAAGCUCCAGCCAUGGCCACCCAUGCAGCUCUAGCUCCGUCAAGAAUCCCAGCCACCACUAGACUUCCCACCAAGCCCACCCAUUCUUUCCCUACUCAGUGCUUCUUGAAGAGGCUGGAGGUGGCUGAGUUCUCUGGGCUUAGGGCAAGUUCUACUGUGACUUACUCAAAGUAUGGUGGAGAGCAGUCCUUCUUUGAUUUAGUGGCUUCCCAAAUUACUCCCAAGGUUGCUGCAUCAACUCCUGUUAGGGGAGAAACAGUAGCCAAAUUGAAGGUUGCAAUCAAUGGAUUUGGACGCAUUGGACGGAACUUCCUUCGAUGCUGGCAUGGCAGAGAAAACUCACCACUCGAUGUGAUUGUUGUCAAUGACAGCGGUGGUGUCAAGAACGCUUCACACUUGCUGAAAUACGACUCCAUGCUUGGAACAUUUAAGGCAGAUGUGAAAAUAGUGGACAAUGAAACAAUCAGCGUUGAUGGCAAGCCCAUCAAGGUUGUCUCUAAUCGUGACCCACUUAAGCUCCCUUGGGCUGAACUUGGCAUAGACAUUGUUAUUGAGGGCACGGGAGUUUUUGUGGAUGGUCCUGGUGCUGGGAAGCACAUUCAAGCCGGUGCCAAGAAAGUAAUCAUCACUGCCCCCGCUAAGGGUGCUGACAUUCCUACUUAUGUUGUUGGUGUUAACGAAGGCGAUUAUUCCCAUGAGGUUGCUAACAUUGUCAGCAAUGCUUCUUGCACUACCAACUGUCUGGCCCCUUUCGUCAAAGUCAUUGAUGCAGAGUUUGGAAUUGUGAAGGGAACAAUGACAACUACCCAUUCCUAUACCGGUGACCAGAGGCUUUUGGAUGCUUCACACCGGGACUUGAGGAGGGCUAGGGCUGCAGCAUUGAACAUAGUCCCAACAAGCACUGGUGCAGCAAAGGCUGUCUCCCUUGUGCUGCCUCAGCUUAAGGGCAAGCUCAAUGGCAUCGCCCUUCGUGUGCCAACACCCAAUGUGUCGGUGGUUGACCUUGUUGUGAACGUCGAGAAGAAAGGAAUCAGUGCUGAAGACGUCAACGCAGCCUUCAGAAAUGCAGCUGAAGGGCCAUUGAAAGGCGUAUUGGCGGUGUGUGAUGUUCCACUAGUAUCGGUGGACUUCCGAUGCUCUGACGUUUCUUCCACAAUCGAUUCUUCCCUGACCAUGGUCAUGGGAGACGAUAUGGUCAAGGUGGUGGCCUGGUAUGACAACGAAUGGGGAUACAGCCAAAGGGUGGUUGAUUUGGCACAUUUAGUAGCAGACAAGUGGCCUGGUGCAGCUGUUGCAGGCAGCGGAGAUCCAUUGGAAGAAUUCUGCCAGACCAACCCAGCUGAUGAGGAGUGCAAAGUUUAUGAAGCUUAAGUUGAUCGCUUGCUUGGAUUUCCCAUUUCAAAUUUGUUUCUUUUUUUCCUUUAUGAAAAGCUUAAUAGGUCCCAAGUUUUUGUGAAUCUUCAUUGCCAAUGACAAUUGCUUACUUUGAGGCAGAGAAGCUGAAUAAUGCUUUUGUUCUUCAUCCAACAUGAUCUAUAAAUGCUUUCAUUUGAUUUUCUUAA
This is a messenger RNA of Tripterygium wilfordii, 1824 nucleotides long. RefSeq names its product glyceraldehyde-3-phosphate dehydrogenase GAPB, chloroplastic. Gene Ontology annotation, molecular function: NAD binding; NADP binding; glyceraldehyde-3-phosphate dehydrogenase (NAD+) (phosphorylating) activity. Gene Ontology annotation, biological process: glucose metabolic process. The record is from RefSeq and is a predicted model, not a curated record. Lineage: Eukaryota; Viridiplantae; Streptophyta; Magnoliopsida; Celastrales; Celastraceae. The transcript is spliced from 9 exons. Bases 275 to 1633 code for a protein of 452 amino acids. Gene Ontology annotation, cellular component: chloroplast.